UGACAACAUGGAUUUGGACUCGAAGCUCUCCCCUGCGUGACGCAAAUAGACAGGGAUCAGCGCUAAACGAGGCCACGCAUUGUCUGCCCUCCCUUGGUUGCAAGCGAGCAACGUGAUUGGCCCAGGCCUCGGAAAGAGUGCCCGGGGAUCCAAAUGUAUAGGCCGCAUUUAGCUUAGUGUCGAAAAAUAUACCCAAACAAUAACAGACAAAACCGAGAAAGAAGAAAUAACGACGAUAUAUUUGAAGGAGUCCAUAAUCAGGGUUCUCUCCCCCGAUGGAAGGAAGAAACACCAGCAACACACUGUUCUUAUUUUAGAGAGCAUUGGCAUCAAAUGUGAAGAUCAAAGAGAUGGACCACGGCGGAGGGAUCCUGGAGCUACACUCACAGGAGUUAAAGAUGCCUCACACCAUGAUCAUGCAAGACUUUGUGGCAGGAAUGAGGGGCCUGGCCCACAUCGAAGGGGAUCACAUUGUGGUGUCCAUGCCAGAGGGCAUGCUCUUGUCUGACGUCAUGACGGACGAAGGCAUUCUGCUGGAGCACGGCCUGGAGGUGGAGGGCCUCGAGACGGAGGUGGAGGGCCUCGAGACGGAGGUGGAGGGCCUCGAGACGGAGGUGGAGGGCCUCGAGACGGAGGUGGAAGGCUUUGGAGAGGAGGUGGUGGAGCUGGAGACACAGAUGGUCGAGGUCCUCGAGGCGGAGGUCGAGGGCCUCGAGGAAGACCUAGAGACGGAGGUGAUUGAAGGCCCUGACAUCGGCCACGAGCACUUGCUGGGCACCGAAGUGGCUAUGGACUCUCACCACCUUCACCAUGUUCUAACCUCAGACCUCAUUCAGGGCUCAGUCCACCACCACAUGCCAGACCAGCUCUUUGUGGAGCACCAGGAGGAGGACGGGGUGGAGAGCUUGGACCAGGAGGUGCUGGUUGGGGAGGAGGUGGGGCAGGAGGAGACAGUGAUCCAGGCCCACGAGGGGCUGGAGGUGGAGGCUAUCUCUCUGCAGACUGACGAGGAUGAGAAGAGCACCUCGGAGGACUACCUCAUGAUCUCCUUGGAUGACGUUGGUGAGAAACUGGACAUAGGAGACACUCCUCUAGAGAUCACGACUGAGGUGAUGCAGGACGACAGCUCCAACAAGGAGGGGUCAGAGGUCAUCAAAGUCUACAUUUUCAAAGCAGAGGCCGAUGACGAUGUGGAGAUAGAUGUGUCAGACAUGGCAGAGCAGGUGUACAUGGAGGUGAUUGUAGGAGAGGAGGAGACCUCAGCAGUCCAGGAGAACCAGCUAGAUGACUCUCCAAACAGCAAGAUGUUUGUCCCGGUCUCCUGGGCUGCUGCCUACGAUAACAGUGUGGACACAGUGAAGAAUGGAGGGACCAGGCCAUACCUUCAGAUCAGAGACAGUCAGGGCACCAACAGAGCCCUCAAACAGAAGAUCAAGAAGAAGAAGAGGAAGGGAGAGACACGGCAGUGCCAGACCGCUGUGAUCAUCGGUCCAGACGGCAUGCCCCUGACCGUCUACCCCUGUCACAUCUGUGGUAAGAAGUUCAGGUCACAAGGCUUCCUCAAGUGCCACAUGAAGAACCAUCCUGACCACCACGUUAAGAAGUACCAGUGUACCGACUGUGACUUCACCACCAACAAGAAGGUCAACUUCCACAACCACCUGGAGUCCCACAAGCUACUGGUCCAUCGCAGUGACAGAGACAGAACCUCUUCCCCAGAGUACCCAGAAUACAACAGGACCACCCCAGAGUACCCAGAAUACAACAGGACCACCCCAGAGUACCCAGAAUACAACAGGACCUACACAGAAUACACCCGGCGUUACCACGAAGACAGCCAGCUUGGAUCUAACAAGCUGAUCCUGAGGGACAAGGAGUCCAAACUGCACCACUGUAAGUACUGUGACUAUGAGACUGCAGAGCAGGGGCUCCUCAACCGCCACCUAUUGGCUGUUCACAGUAGGAACUUCGCCCACGUGUGCGUGGAGUGCGCUAAAGGCUUCCGUCACCCGUCAGAGCUCAAGAAGCACAUGCGGACCCACACGGGCGAGAAGCCGUACUGCUGCCCGCACUGUGACUUUCGCUGUGCAGACCAGUCCAACCUAAAGACUCACAUCAAGAGCAAGCACGGUGCCGACCUUCCUUUUAAGUGUGGCCACUGCCCCCAGGCCUACGCAGACGAGGGGGAGCUGCAGCGGCACACAGAGAUGGUGCAGGGCCACAAGACCCACCAGUGUCCCCACUGUGAACACAAGAGCACCAACUCCUCUGAUCUAAAACGACACAUUAUAUCUGUUCACACUAAAGACUUCCCUCACCAGUGUGACGUGUGUGAGAAGGGCUUCCACCGGCCCUCUGAGCUGAAGAAACACUCAGAGAUGCACAAGGGCAACAAGGUGCACCAGUGCAGGCACUGUAACUUCACGACCUCUGAACCUUUCACCCUCAGCAGACACAUCCUGUCCGUUCACACCAAGGACCUCCCCUUUAAGUGUAAACGCUGCCGGCGAGGGUUCCGCCAGUCCACGGAGCUGAAGAAACACAUGAAGACCCACAGCGGGAGGAAGGUGUACCAGUGUCAGUACUGCGAGUACAACAGCCCGGACGCUUCAGGAUUCAAACGCCACGUGAUCUCCAUCCACACCAAGGAAUACCCCCACUGCUGUGACUACUGUUGUAAAGGCUUCAGAAGGCCCUCGGAGAAGAGCCAGCACAUAGCCAGGCAUCACAAAGAUAUGCUGACGGAACGAUGUGAAUACAGUGACGACACAAUGUUACCUGGAUAGAAACGGAUAGAAACAGAUUGCACACACACUACUCAGUCUAUGUAGACCUGUUUCACAUGACAAAGGGGGAACGCGUUUAGGCAGUUGAUAAGGAUGGAAUGGUACAUUUAGACUGCUAGCGACGAUAACAUUCUGACUGACUGCUUCUCUUUUUCUACUGGUUGUAUAGAGUAGGAAUAGAUCUCACCAGAAGCCCUCUCCUCCAGGUGUAAUCAAACUAAGCAUAUUGUGGAAGUUGGGAGAAGUUUAAAUCCAGGAAUGUAGUCUUUAUGUAUGUAUUUAUCUGCAGAGAGAGGAUUCACCAUAUGAUGAACAUUUAUUCAGGGUCUCAAAUUAAGUCUAUUUUUAUACAUGUUGAAACUCUGAGGUGGGAAAAAAGACGGUUAUUUGAGAACAUUCAGGCCUGUUCUUCUCUCUCUCACCAGACUGUAUCAAACUAGUGCUCUCCACUCUACCAACUAGUAUCUCCAAACCUGGGUUCAAAUCGUUUAGCAAUUAUUUCUUAUGUUUUAGCGUUUGCUUUGUCCUGCCUACAGUUCAAGGGGUUUGGACUUUUGCAAAUCUGUUGGUUCCAUUGUGCCAGGCAAGCACAGCUAAAGUAUGUAUUUGAAAUAGUUUUUGAACCCAGGUCUCAGUAUCCUACAAUAACCUGCUUUUUACCAUAGUACCGUUGGUUUUAAAGGCAAUCUGAAUCACAAUCAUGUAAUUAUUAUGAAUCUGAGUAACAUGAGUGGCCCGUUUGGGUGGUCCACCUGUGACGUCAGAGUGGAACAAUGUUUACACAAGCACCUUAACCGAUGAGCUACGAAACCAACUCAUUUUUUUAAAACAAACAACUUUUGUUUCGUUUCUUAACAGUGCCGACUAUUAUUAAUUAAACUUGUUGAAUGUUUUGAUGUCAUGUUAGGUGGACAGAUGGUUCCGUUCUGUGUUUGGUAAAAACUCCAGCAGUUGUCACUCUUUUUUGGACCUUGUUGUGAAUGCCACUGUAAGAUUUGUAUAUGAUGUGUACGUGUCAUCACAUAGAACACAGAUGGGGUCAGACACACAGAUGGGGUCAGACAAGCCAAACAUCCGAUGGUCACGUCUUAUGUUCUGUUUCUCCUCAUGCACUGAGCUCUGCUAAAACAGAAAUCUGAAAAGUAAAGUGAUUUUAAGUCUCAAACGUACGCCACGUAAAGUACCAUUCUCUAAGAGAUUAUGUGUGUCUGUUUUGAGUCGGUAGAAAGCACUUUAUUAUUUUGUUAAUUUUACAUGUAUGCAAAGGGUGUAUAUUUUAUAUUCCCAGAAUAUAAGAGACAAUAUGAGUGGUGGAGAGAGAGUUUGGGGUAUUUCAGGACCUUGUAUAGGUGGGACGGUAGCGACCGGUAUUCAUAUAAAGACAGCUGCGCUGUUCUGUAUUGAUAGCUCAUAGGUAAUUGGUUGGUCUUUCUGGUAAGAGUUCUGCUCACUGGUAUCCAGCAACCCCACAGUGACUGGGCUAUACCUUGAAUACAAUGGUUGAGAGAUUGGCAUUGGAUUCUUAAAGUAUGCACAUAAUAUGCUGUCCAUGGAAUUAAUUGUGGUUAAAAAUUGUAUGCAUUUUCUUGUACUUUUGUUGUCAAAUUUUCUUGUCUGAUUGUUCAGAAACUACUGUUGAGGACGAACCGAAAUUAACAGAACUACUGUUGAGGACGAACCGAAAUAAACAGUUCACUUUUUA
Molecule: messenger RNA, 4488 nt
Organism: Salmo salar (Atlantic salmon)
Lineage: Eukaryota; Metazoa; Chordata; Actinopteri; Salmoniformes; Salmonidae
Source: RefSeq, a predicted model, not a curated record